Closterium sp. NIES-67 is the source of this 1668-nucleotide messenger RNA. Lineage: Eukaryota; Viridiplantae; Streptophyta; Zygnematophyceae; Desmidiales; Closteriaceae. The record is from the annotation of a GenBank genome assembly.
AGAGUCCAAGGACUCAAGAACUCCAGGCGCCUUGAUCAGUCACGUCAUCGGCUAAAUACAGGCUAGCGGCGCGAAGUUAUUGACGACACUGAUGGAUAGUAGUCUCGUUGGGAGCCGAAGUCGUGCGAAGCCUAUCAUGCCGACGCGACUUCUGGCAAGUAACAGUGAUUUUAGCUCAAUCGACCCCCGCCGUAGCGGGCGUCACGGCCACCGUACGCCUGUCUUUCUUGUUAGAGCCUUUUCCCCGAUCUUACUGAAGGAUCAGAGGAAUCCUUUGAUCGCGACCUUCCAGAGAGCACGACAGGCCUCCGAGACCCACUAGGAUCCGUUCGGCGACCGAUCGGAUUGGUUCAAUCUCUAGGUCGCUCUGACUGCAUGACGCUGCUCUCAGAAGCGUGACCCCCACGUCAUCAUACCUAGCCUGUGGCUGCCGGUCAUUAUCCUGGACGUCAUUUUCCAGCUUCGAUCCUAUUUAAUCAUUCUCCAAGUCGACCCUCGCACCAUCAUACCGAGCUGCGGCUGCCAGCCAAUGACAGCGAUUGUUUUCUCGAGAACGCGAGAACGGACUUAAUCUGGCGCUGGCUGAAAACGCUACGGGAAUUGGUGAUUGCGAUCAGUAAACGUCGACGGGACAGGACUGGAUGUGGAUAGGUCUGGCCAUGGCGUGUGCCUUUCUGUCCCAGUGCUAGGGAACCACUGCGGAUUUGCGUUGGCGGUUUCUGCCGAUGUGUCGCUCCUGUUUGUAAAUGACAUUUGAGUCGACUCAAAAGUUGGCGGUUUCUGCUGAUGUGCCGCUCCUGCUUAUAAAUGUGUCUGGUAAGAGAGUAGAUACUGCCAUCUUAAAGAAGGGUCGAAGCAUUGGUGUUUCUCCUGCAGUUUCGCUGUAUUGGCUUUUCAGCCUGUAUUAUUGGAAGUCUACUCAAAUCAGUCCCCUAAGCCAUGGCCAUGGCCUUACCGAGACGCCUCGUUACGGGCUGCCUCUUUUUGCUGCUUUCAGCAUCAAGUGUCUUAGCUUCAGUUAAAAGAGGAAGCAGGGGGCCACCUGAUUCCGUGGCUGAGACGUCGCCACAUUAUUAUCAGCAGCAGCAUCGCCGCAUCUUGAACAGUGAAAUUCCAACAACUCUCACUCGCGACGCUCCAACAUCCAACGUUCCUGCUACCUCAACCCUCUCGGAAGCUGCUUACCAGCUGGCUCUCGAGCUGCUGACUGUGUUGCUGAAUGACCCAACACUAAGCAGGCUAGUUACAUCCAACUUUCCUACAUCCAACAUUCCUGCAUCCAACGUUCCUGCUACCUCCACCCCCUCAGAAGCUGCCUACCAGCUGGCUCUCGAGCUGCUGGCUGUCUUCUUGAAUGACCCAAGGCUAAGCCGACUGAUCACCAGGGCAGGUGCUCGGUUUGGCAAUGUAGAUUUGCCUCAGUUAGGAAACACUUUGGGAAAUGGUGGUGGUGUGUCCGUGGGACAGGGGUCAGGCUCCAGUAGUGAAAGUGGGGGUUCAAGAGCUAGUGAGUCUAGUAUGCAGAGUAAAGCUAGCAGGAGCAGCCAGGCCAGUUUGAGUAGCAUGGCUAGCAGAAGAAGUCGUGCUAAUCGAAAGCAAAAUCUUGCAUAGGCUUCCUUAUACUAGUACCGUGUAAAUGAUACAUGCGAUUGUAGCCGUUUUGCAGUG